AUGCCAAACAUAAAAGUAUUUUCUGGUUCCUCACACCGGGAUUUGUCAGAAAGAAUUUGCCACCGACUUCAAUUAGAUCUUGCUAAAGCGUCACUCAAAAAAUUUAGCAAUAAAGAAACGAAUGUCGAAAUCGGUGAAAGUGUGAGAGGAGAAGAUGUAUACAUCAUCCAAAGUGCAUGUGGUGAGAUCAAUGAUCAUCUGAUGGAAUUAUUAAUAAUGAUAAAUGCUUGUAAAAUUGCUUCAUCAUGUCGCGUUGCAGCUGUUAUACCUUGUUUCCCUUAUGCACGUCAAGACAAAAAGGAUAAGUCCCGUGCACCAAUUAGUGCCAAGCUUGUUGCAAACAUGCUUUCCGUAGCAGGAGCUGACCAUAUCAUAACAAUGGAUUUGCAUGCUUCUCAAAUACAGGGCUUCUUCGACAUACCAGUGGAUAAUUUAUAUGCAGAGCCGGCUAUUUUGAAGUAUAUCAAGGAAACAAUCCCACAUUGGCAAGAAGCAGUCGUUGUAUCACCCGAUGCUGGUGGUGCUAAGCGAGUGACCUCAAUCGCUGAUCGUUUAAAUAUCGAUUUUGCAUUGAUUCAUAAAGAGCGUAAAAGAGCAAAUGAAGUUGAAAAAAUGACGCUUGUUGGUAAUGUGCGUGAUCGAGUUGCUUUGUUGGUUGAUGAUAUGGCUGACACUUGUGGAACAAUUUGUUUAGCUGCUGAAAAGUUGGUCGAAGCAGGUGCAAGUUCGGUAUAUGCAUUUUGUGUGCACGGUAUUUUCUCUGGACCUGCAAUUCAAAGGCUUAAUAAUUCAGUAUUUGAAGCAGUUGUUGUCACUAAUACAAUAUCUCAGGAAGAAAACAUGAAAAAAUGUCCUAAAAUUCAAUGUAUUGAUAUAUCAAUGAUUUUGGCUGAAGCAAUUCGACGUACGCACAAUGGUGAAUCAGUAUCUUAUCUCUUUUCACAUGUUCCAAUGUAA
This is a messenger RNA of Thelazia callipaeda (thelaziosis nematode), 957 nucleotides long. Lineage: Eukaryota; Metazoa; Nematoda; Chromadorea; Rhabditida; Thelaziidae. The record is from the annotation of a GenBank genome assembly.